Messenger RNA from Aspergillus steynii IBT 23096, 2497 nucleotides. RefSeq names its product Zn(II)2Cys6 transcription factor domain-containing protein. Gene Ontology annotation, molecular function: DNA-binding transcription factor activity, RNA polymerase II-specific; zinc ion binding; transcription cis-regulatory region binding. The coding region runs from base 134 to 2257 and encodes 707 amino acids. The transcript is spliced from 5 exons. The record is from RefSeq and is a predicted model, not a curated record. NCBI's taxonomy places the organism in Eukaryota, Fungi, Ascomycota, Eurotiomycetes, Eurotiales, Aspergillaceae. Gene Ontology annotation, cellular component: nucleus. Gene Ontology annotation, biological process: positive regulation of transcription by RNA polymerase II.
CGCGGAGAUGUCCUUGCCUUUUGGGAAGUUGGCGACAGUAGGCCAGGGAUAUACUGUGAGAUGAUGGUUGCAUUUGUUCGUUCAAGAGACGUGACUGCCCAGCUACCCAGAGGACUGUCUUAUCGUGGCAAGAAUGCCGGGCGUACCAUCAAACAAGGCUUGCGAGCGCUGUAAGAAGCGGCAUCUCAAAUGUGAUGAGACGCGUCCACACUGCCAGCGCUGCAGCACGGCUGGCGUUCAAUGCCCUGGAUAUGUCCAGACUCGCAAGUUCAUAGAUCAAGGUGCUUCGGUAAGGCGACGAUAUGCGCCUUAUCAGGACGGCAAUUUGCGGCCGCAUGCACCCAGAGCUGCAGACGAUAUAGCUGGCGAUCCCGCGCCAGUGCACCGCAAUUUGGAUCAUCCGUCCAAUGUGUCUCUGCGGUCGGAAGUGGCUCCUGCCGAUUGGCAAUCUGACAGGAUGAACCAAGCGGAAAUGCACUCACCCAUGCACGAUCUCAGAAUCAGGUCCACGGCUGGACCUUAUCCUGCAGGUUUCGCGAACCAGGUAGCAAAUUAUGCGCCUGUAGAAACUGGACCGGCGGAUGCGGGCCUCAGUCAGUCUCGCAGUGCUUCUAGUAGGAGCAUUGGCCCUAGUCCAGUUCCGAAUGCACUCCAUGAGGGUUUCAAUCAGCUGGGCAAUGUAUACAGCGACUCCAGACAGAAGCCGCUGUCUCCGAACGCCGGGUUGGCGCAGUCUAGCCCGUCCCAGCGAAGUGAGCGAGAAGAGUUUCAGGACAUCUUUUCCGAACUUAUGACAGGAACCGAGCACGAAAUCGCUUUUCUCAUACGACAUUAUUCCGAGACCUUAGGACCAUGGCUCGAUCUUUCCGACUCCAACAAGUUCUUCGGUGCUUUUGUACCUAUCCGUGCGAUCAACGAUCCAUUCCUCAGAUUUGCCAUUGCGGCCCUCUCCGCCAAGCAUCUUGGUCGCAUGAAAGGGGCUGUUUUGCACGUCGGUAGCGGGAUGUUCACCAGCCCUGCCACGAUGGAAACGUAUCCCAAUUCGGCGCAAGUGGACUGGUUUCUCAAAGCCGCCAAUUACUACUAUCUGGCUGCUUCUCAUAUGAACGCCAGCGUCUCUGAUGCCUAUACCUCCGUGUCGAGCUCUGCGGUUCUGGAGUCACCGAUCGAGAUCGUUCGCCGGUGGCUGAACCUUCACACGAGACAACCUCGAUCCCAAACGCUCAUGGAAGAACAGGCGGCUACUGAAUUCUGGAAGAAAACCGAGAACUUGCUAGCUGCUGCAACAGUCCUCACUUUAUACAAGCUCCUGGAUGAGUCAGGAGACAACUGGCAAUCGCAGCUUAGGGGCAUCGCACCCUUAUUCGACACGAUACUCGAACUACACCAUCAAACUUCAACUCACUCCACAUUCUCCCACGGCACGGCAGCCUCUUUCUGGAACCUCGCUAGGCAGGACUAUCUUAGCUCUUAUUAUACCCGACUGCCACCACACUUCAACCACCAGAACCUGCCCCUCUGGCGAGCCAGCGGCCUUCCCAUCGAUGACCAAGGCAACGUUCUCUCCUCCGACAAUUCUCCCAUUCCACGCCUCUCUCCCGAAGACCUCUCCGCCAACAGCCUCAUCUGGCUCCUAAACAAAGUGAUCAGCUUCCUUGCCGAUUCCAAAAAGUCGCAACUAGAACAAUGGGCCGGCCAAACACCCAUUCCCUCCCCUCCAGCCGUCACUACCACAUCCUCCUCCUCCAAUUCCUCCACCACCCACCCCACAACCUCCACCUGGCUCAAACUCCAAUUCGAAUUCCAAUCCUGGCUCGAACGCAUCCCCGAGACCUUCCGCCCCUGCCUCCGCCUCCAACACCCCAAAGACCUCCCCUUCCCCGAGAUAUUCUACAGCCUGACCUCCUGCGCCGCCGCCAUGCAGCAGUACCAUUUUGGACGACUGGCGCUGGCCCUGAAUCGACCCCCGGACGCGGUCAGCGGGCCCAGCACCGCGUUCGACCGGCUCCAGGGCUACCGCGAACUGAUGAAGGAGGCGGAUUAUCGGUGCAAAGAGAUCUGCGGGAUUGCGUUGGGGAGGCCGCAGAGCGCGGCGAGGAUUUAUAUGGUGCCACUGUUGUAUGCGGUUGGGCAGUGCUUUGAGAGGGCUGAGGAGAGGGAUAUUGUGAGGGAUUUGUUGAGGGGUGUGGAGGCGGAUUUGGGGUUGGGGACCGGGGAGCAGGUCAGGAAGUUGCAGACUGCGUGGUGUCAGACGUAGGGUUAGUUUGGCGGUUGUUUAUUUGGUUGUGGGUGUUGAAGGUGGUUGGACUGGUGUUGUGUUUGUCUCUACGGGUCUUCUUUCUUGGUACUGCAGCGAUUGGCGAUUAGAAUGUCUUCUGUUUGGAGAUGGUCGAUGUUCAUGUCUAUUUAAGAAACUAUGGGCAGAACUAGAGAAGCCUGGCCAAAGACGGUAGUAUCCGGGUCAUUGAUGUUAACUGGGUAUUACUGAAGUUCAAAU